Molecule: messenger RNA, 1824 nt
Organism: Camarhynchus parvulus
Lineage: Eukaryota; Metazoa; Chordata; Aves; Passeriformes; Thraupidae
Gene: IMPDH1
Product: inosine monophosphate dehydrogenase 1
Exons: 17
Coding region: 30-1691 (553 amino acids)
Biological process (GO): GTP biosynthetic process
Cellular component (GO): cytoplasm
Molecular function (GO): IMP dehydrogenase activity
Source: RefSeq, a predicted model, not a curated record
AGGCCCCGCCCCCGGCGGCGCUCAGCGCCAUGGGCGAGGGGGAGCCCAGCAUGGCGCAGCAGCUGAUCAGCGGUGCCGGCUACGUGCCCGAGGACGGGCUCACGGCCCAGCAGCUCUUCGCCUGCGCCGAUGGCCUCACCUACAAUGACUUCCUCAUCCUCCCUGGCUACAUCGACUUCACGGCCGACGAGGUGGACCUGACAUCGGCGCUGACCAGAACCAUCACCCUGAAAACACCGCUGGUGUCAUCCCCCAUGGACACGGUCACCGAGGGGGACAUGGCCAUCGCCAUGGCCCUGAACGGCGGCAUCGGCAUCAUCCACCACAACUGCACCCCCGAGUUCCAGGCCAGCGAGGUGCGCAAGGUCAAGCGGUUCGAGCAGGGUUUCAUCCUGGAGCCGCUGGUGAUGAGCCCGGUGCACACCGUGGGGGACGUGUGGGACGCCAAGGCCCGGCUCGGCUUCUCGGGGGUCCCCGUCACCCACUCGGGGCGCCUGGGGGGGCGGCUCGAGGGCAUCGUCACCUCCCGCGACAUCGACUUCCUGCGCGAGGGGGACAGGGCCACCCCCCUGGCCCAGGUGAUGACCAAGCGCAGGGACCUGGUGGUGGCCCCAGCCGGUGUCACCCUCAAAGAGGCCAAUGAGAUCCUGCAGCGCAGCAAGAAAGGGAAGCUGCCGAUCGUCAACAGCCGUGACGAGCUGGUGGCGCUGAUGGCGCGCACGGACCUGAAGAAGAACCGCGAGCACCCGGCGGCCUCCAAGGACGGGCGGAAGCAGCUGCGGGUCGGGGCGGCCAUCGGCACCCGCGAGGACGACAAGUACCGGCUGGACCUGCUCGUGCAGGCGGGCGCGGACCUCGUGGUGCUGGACUCGUCGCAGGGGAACUCCCGGUACCAGCUGAGCAUGAUCCGAUACAUCAAGGCCAAGUACCCCGAGCUGCAGGUGGUGGGGGGCAACGUGGUGACAGUGGCCCAGGCCAAGAACCUGAUCGACGCCGGGGUGGACGCGCUGCGGGUGGGGAUGGGCAGCGGCUCCAUCUGCAUCACCCAGGAAGUGCUGGCGUGUGGCCGGGCCCAGGCCAUGUCCCUGAUGUCCCCGUCCUGUCCCCAUGCAGUGCUGGCGUGUGGCCGGGCCCAGGCCACGGCCCCACCCUGGGGCCCCCGCCACGCCGUGAAGGCGCUGGCACUGGGAGCCUCCACCGUGAUGAUGGGCUCGCUGCUGGCGGCCACCACGGAGGCGCCGGGCGAGUUCUUCUACUCGGAGGGCGUGCGGCUGAAGCAGUACCGCGGCAUGGGCUCGCUGGACGCCAUGGAGCAGGGCGCGGGCAGCCAGAAACGCUACUUCAGCGAGGGGGACGCGGUGAAGGUGGCGCAGGGCGUGUCGGGCUCGGUGCAGGACAAGGGCUCCAUCCACAAGUUCGUGCCGUACCUGCUGGCCGGGCUGCAGCACGGCUGCCAGGACCUGGGCGCCCGCAGCCUCUCGGCGCUCCGGUCCAUGAUGUUCGCGGGGGAGCUGAAGUUCGAGCGCAGGACGGUGGCGGCGCAAGUCGAGGGGGGCGUGCACGGGCUGCACUCCUUCACGGUUCUGCCCUUGCCCAGAGGAGGCUGCCCCGAGGAGGGGUCCCCCCGGGCCGGCGCCCCCCGCCCGGAGCCUGCGGGGACCCCCCCGGCCCCCCGACACCGGCGCUGCUGACAGGCACCCCAAUGGGGCACCCCAAUGGGGCACCCCCAAUGGGGCACCCCGCCAAUGGGGCACCUGCAAUGGGGCACCCUGCAAUAGGGCACCCUGCAGUGGGGCACCCCCCAAUGGGGCACCCCGCAAUGGG